CCGCAGAACCAGUAAACCUUUCAAAUCUGUUUUUUUUAGUUUCUAAAUGAUUUGACCGUCGAGAGCAAGAGGUUAAAGUGCGGAAGGUUGAAGUAGAAGGAGGAAGCUUUUCGAACAAUACUUGGUUGAAUAUGCAGGUCUUGAUCGAGUCGCUCCUGUCUCCUUAUCUUUUUAAAUGCAAAUCUUUGGCUGUAUGAAUUAGUUGACGUCACCUACCUUCAGUUUGCCAUUACUAAUAGAAGCUUGUAAACAAUCGUUAAUCAUGUGGGACACGGGCGGAUCGCCCUGAUCGCCUUUGGAGACACAGUGGCAAACCAGGAAAAAGAAAGUCUUGAAACUACAGUAACCUGGAUUUCUCCAAAGAAGCAUGCCGUUUGCGCUCCGCCGCCAACAUGUACGUGAGCUAUCUUCUGGAUAAAGACGUGAGCAUGUACCCAGGGUCCGUCCGGCAUUCUGGCAUUAACCUGGGAGCUCAGAAUUUCGUCAACCCACCACAGUACCCGGAGUAUGCUGGUUAUCAUGUACCCGGCGUAAAUUUGGACAAUCACCCUCAAUCGUCAGGAUCUUGGCCGUCACCUUAUGGGCCUCCCCGGGAUGAAUGGAGUGCGUACGCUGCACCUACAAGCGCGGUCCACGCCAUCAACGCCUCACCAGGGACGCUGUCUUACAACCCUGCAGAUUAUAACUCCGUUCAGACCCCGGGGUCUGGCGUCAUACAGCCUUUAAACAAUAAUCUUUUGGAACAGCAUUCCCCCAAUAGCCAAAGGCGCAACCCUUACCAAUGGAUGAGGAAGCCAAGCCAGCAGCUAUCAGGAACAGAUAAAACGAGAACAAAGGACAAAUAUCGGGUGGUGUACACAGAUCACCAGAGACUGGAACUGGAAAAAGAGUUCCAUUAUAGCCGUUACAUCACCAUUCGGCGUAAAGCGGAACUGGCUGCGAACCUGGGACUUUCCGAAAGGCAGGUGAAGAUCUGGUUUCAGAAUCGAAGGGCGAAGGAGCGGAAAAUGACGAAGAAGAAGUUACAACAGCAAUCUCAACAGGCGUCGGCCCAGUUAAGCCCGGUUCCUCCCGGGACAGCCGGUGCUCUGUCGGUUACCAACGGCGGAGUAAUGGGGGCGGCCAGCAGCGCGGUUUUACCUGGCACGGUCUCUCAGUGAACCCAUACAGAUGUUUACCUACACCCGAAGGGAUAGAGGCAAAGCGUGAACUGGUGCCUAUUCAAGCCAGGAGUUCCAGACUCUUCCGUGUCCGAGAGGACAUUUUACAGCACUCCACAAAUUCAUACUGGCAGCAUUGGAGGUUUAGAAUGAAACAAUUUGCUUGGGCAUUUUGUUUCAGACUUCAUGCAUCAAGCAAUCAGGGCCUCAACACUAAAGGAAACUGAAGAUGGCCGCGGACCUUCUGACAAUGUGAACCAAUUGUAAUUGGGAUUUUUUUUUCCAGGGUCUUUCAGGCUUUAUAUUGUUGAAAUAUUUUAAUAUAGUUGUCAAAUGUUAGAUUAUAUCCGAGUCUGUGAAACACUACCAGAUGCAUUUUGACAUUUCAAAUGUGAAUUCCCUUCCCCCAGAAAUGCACCUAAUUGUACUGUACGUAUUGUAAUUGUUUUCAUCUUUCAAUGUAAAUAAUUUCUGUAUUUUCCCCUUUAGAGAUACUAUUGUAAAUCUUUCGCGUUAGUUGUGAGUUGGCUAGUUUAUUAUAAUGUAGAUUUUGAAGCCUCUAUUCCGAAUCACAGAAUCUGAUUUAUCUCUUUAAGUUUCAGAAUGUCAGCUGUAACUUUUCAGCACAAUGUUUUUUUUUAUUGACGGGAAGGACAAAGAGGCUCGGGUCGUUGUUGUUAUUAUGCUCCAGGGUACGGAGCAUAAUAAACCAUCUAUUUUAGUUGCAUUUGGAAAGAAGGGAAAGCACUUUCUCAGAAGUUUUAAUGGAUUGGUUUUACUAUAGUGGAUCACCAACUAUUGCUUAACGAUCCGCUAAUACUUAAUCUUUGCUGCACAAGGACAUCCACAUAUUGAACUUUUUGCGAGCUGCAUUUAUAAUGCUCUGGCAAUUACCUGUGUGCUUAGAAUAUAGGACUACAUUACAUUUUGAUUUGGCCAUAUUACAGCCCAAUCUUCAUUUAUAAUAAAUGCAAAAAUGAAUGGCGAAAGAUGGAACCUUAGAACAUGUGCAAAUGUGACCAAAAUCUUUUGAUUUAAUUCUGUUCCAGAAUAAAUUGAAACACCACUAGAGAAAAAUGAUUAAGUAGAAACUGCCAUUCAGUCUCUUUAACCUUUGCGCCGAUUGGCAUGAGGAGAUCCGUCGAUUGUUUGCUAGAGUGGAAUAGGUCACAUUAUCACUUUGUGCAUUGUGCUGGAAACGUACUUUGAUACUUCCUACAUGCUAUCGAAUAAAUAGAGCUAGAUAAUUGAUCUUAUUGCCCAUGAGCUUACUGGUUGCUAUGCGUUGCUGUGAAACAGCAGACCAUAAACUGUGUUUGGUGGCGAACCCGAUCGGAACGGCUGUUUGUACAGUGGUUUCAGGGCAAAAGUCAGCAUGGAGAUUAAAAGUUGGCAAAGAGUGAGACAACAAAAUAUAUGCCAAAGAAGCUAGUGUCUUUCUAAUUGGAAGAAAAACAGAACAGCGUGAAAUAAGAAAAAGUGUGACAAGAAUCAUUUAAUUAGGCCGUGGGCAAAUUGAGCAAGGAAGCACCAACAUAAAACAAAAUCGCUGAAAGUUAUACAAAACAGCUGUGGUAAAUUAAGCCCACUUGCCAUAAGUGACAGAUGUUAAAGAAAUGUCUUGGAAAUAAACAAUUUAUUGAAAGA
Messenger RNA from Mobula hypostoma (lesser devil ray), 2807 nucleotides. Its product is annotated as homeobox protein CDX-1-like. Gene Ontology annotation, cellular component: nucleus. Gene Ontology annotation, biological process: embryo development; cell differentiation; anterior/posterior axis specification. The record is from RefSeq and is a predicted model, not a curated record. The transcript is spliced from 3 exons. Lineage: Eukaryota; Metazoa; Chordata; Chondrichthyes; Myliobatiformes; Myliobatidae. The coding region runs from base 393 to 1160 and encodes 255 amino acids. Gene Ontology annotation, molecular function: DNA-binding transcription factor activity, RNA polymerase II-specific; RNA polymerase II transcription regulatory region sequence-specific DNA binding.